AUCUGACAGGUUACUAUCCGGUCUCCGUUAAACCCGCAUGGAUGACCGAUAUUCGAACGUGGUACGUAGCCACGCAUGGCGAUCGAUUUUUCUACAAUCCACCUGCCUGGUUCGGGUUAUACACAGCCCUCGAACUUGUUUUCCAUCUUCCCUUUACUCUAUGGGUCAUUCCUGCGCUGGUUCGCAAUGAUCCGCGCCUUCCAUUGGGUCUUCUAGUUUUUGCUUUGGAAACGUCUAUCACGACCAUCACAUGUCUUGCCGAGAUGCUUUCGUGGGAAGAAUUGUCUGCGGCGCAGCGGGGCCUACAAGGGCUCGGCGGGAUGUAUGGAGGUUAUCUGGCGUUGGGAGUCUUUAUGGCUGUCGAUGCCUAUGCUCGGCUUGAUCAGAUACUGUCGAAGCAGAAGAAGAUCGAGCCGAUCACUAAGAAGCAGCUUUGAGGUGACCCGAAAUGUGAUGCUGGGUGGAAGACGGGAGGGUUUCACAUGUUUUCAAUGCUUGCUGCGAACAAGGAGUUUGUCUUUUAUUCGUAGCAUCGGAACACCUUACAAGUAUCGUCUGCUACCGGGUAUUGCCAGACAUG
Molecule: messenger RNA, 580 nt
Organism: Aaosphaeria arxii CBS 175.79
Lineage: Eukaryota; Fungi; Ascomycota; Dothideomycetes; Pleosporales
Exons: 2
Coding region: 42-437 (131 amino acids)
Cellular component (GO): endoplasmic reticulum
Source: RefSeq, a predicted model, not a curated record